This is a messenger RNA of Electrophorus electricus (electric eel), 1348 nucleotides long. The record is from RefSeq and is a predicted model, not a curated record. Lineage: Eukaryota; Metazoa; Chordata; Actinopteri; Gymnotiformes; Gymnotidae.
AUUUGAACUUCAGGCCAUUCCACAUGUUAAUCGGCGUCAAAUUUCGUCGUGUGUCGUAGGACUGAUAGCAAAACCCACGCAAGAAAACCCACUGCACGGAAAUAAACAAUUCUUCCUUCUUUUACAUUUACGAGACAUAAUCUACGUUUAGACGUAGGGACAGGAAAUGGCAGAAGAAGGUGAGGUUGAGAUUAUUGACUCUGGUGUUCAGAAUGCUGGUCCCCCAAACCAAAGGUCCAUGACUGAAACAGGAGCCCUAGUGGAGGUCACCUUUCAGAAAGAACCCUAUCAAAAAAACAAGUACCUUGAGGCAGAACCUAAAGCUUUAGGGAUUACACAGAUUAUGCUCAGUCUGUUUACCAUGAGCAUCAGACUUGCCACUUUAGAAAAGAAGCUGAUGUCAGACUUUUUCGUUGGAAGUCUUGCUUUAUUUGGCUUAAUAGCUGGUGGUGUGGCAGUAGGUGCUCAGAACCUGCAUCUUCCUACACUAAAGGCCUGUUUGGGAGUGCAGGUUAUGAUGUGUGUAGUGUCAGUGAUCUGCUUUAUCAACAGCAUGGUAACAUAUCACGUCAGUUUCAUGUGCUGGACCUACUCCCAAAAUAGAACUUUGGAAACAACUGUGUGUAACAGACUCCAGGACACGUAUGACCACAUCAUGGGAGUGGAAUUGCUGGCACAGGCAGCUCAGAUUGCUCUCUCAGCCACCUUGGCUGCGUUCUGCUGCAAAGUCAUUCAGUGCUGCUCCCCACGGACCAGCGUGCCUGUCAUUGCUGUGAAUACAGCCCGUGAAGAAGGUGAGGUGGAGAUUAUUGACUCUGGUGUUCAGAAUGCUGGUCCCCCAAACCAAAGCUCCAUGACUGAAACAGGAGCCCUAGUGGAGGUUGCCUUUAAGAAAGACCCCUAUCAAAAAAACAAGUACCUGGAGGCAGAACCUAAAGCUUUAGGGCUAAACAUUUUCAUUGGAAGUCUUGCUUUAUUUGGCUUAAUAGCUGGUGGUGUGGCAGUAGGUGCUCAGAACCUGCAUCUUCCUACACUGAAGGCCUGUUUGGGAGUGCAGGUUGUGAUGUGUGCCUCAUCAGUCGUCUGCUUUAUCAACAGCUUGGGACUACUGAUAGGGAACCGACUCGAUUCCAUGUGCUGGACGUACUUCCUUGUCAGUUCAGAAAAAGCCAUGUGUCUCAGACUCCUGGACACGUAUGAACAUGUCAUGGGAGUGGAAAUGCUGGCACAUACAGCUCAGAUUGCUCUCUCAGCCACCUUGGCUGCGUUCUGCUGCAAAGUCAUUCAGUGCUGCUCCCCACGGACCAGCGUGCCUGUCAUUGCAGUGAACACACCCCAUUCUCCUUAG